This is a messenger RNA of Drosophila serrata, 3265 nucleotides long. RefSeq lists its product as uncharacterized. Gene Ontology annotation, molecular function: microtubule binding; beta-tubulin binding. Lineage: Eukaryota; Metazoa; Arthropoda; Insecta; Diptera; Drosophilidae. The record is from RefSeq and is a predicted model, not a curated record.
UACAUAAAACAUAAAAACAAUAAAACACCAAAAAUAUAAAUAAAUGAGCAAAUAAUAAACUUACUUUAAACAAGGAUAAUUAAACCAGGAAAUUGGCAAAAUGCCAAAGGCACAUAAAACUGAUCCAGCUCAACGAACUCUUCUAACUGAAGCCGAGCAGAAAGAGAGGCAAAAAAAUAACGUAUCCCGUUUGCAGGAUAUUGUAUCCACAUGUGCCAAUUUUAAAAAUUUCCUGGCCAGUUUCAAGGAGAUCGAGGGACAGCGAGCGGAGAAGGAGAGCUGGGAUCAGUAUAUGCAAUGUGAUGACUUGCCAGAUCCCAAGUCACCUGUAGAUAUCCAAACUUAUCUAUCAAGACUGCGGUACUAUGAGGACAUCGACACCGCAAACUCAACAAACUGGACGCUGGCAGUGGAUGAGCGUAGUGUGCUGACCCAAAACAUAUUUAAGAAGAACCGAACGCGAAAGGCUUUGGAGAAAACCAACCCUACCAGUCCAGCUCCAUAUUUCGAAGUGAAUGUGAGGAACUGCCUGGAACUGCUGCGGCAAAUGGAUGUCCUGAUGGGCAAUGAGGUGGAAAUGGGGAGAAUAGCUUGGAGUAGACUGAUUGAAAUUCAUAACGUCUAUGGCGAUGUCCAACGAGAGAUCCAAAUGUUAUUCGAUCGACUCACUUAUCGGGUAUUGGCCAUACAAAAGUUGUCCAUGAAGUCCAUCGAUGGAAUAGUGGCUACGUGGAGUCAUUCGGCCGAACGAUGGCGCAUGGAUAUCUGGGGUCUCCUCAACGUUCCCGUUAUCUUCGAACAAAUGGAAUUUCCAGCAAUGAUUGCCGAGUUGCCAUCCACUGGUGUCCAGGUUCAGAUGCCGCUGAGUAUCCUUGCCGAUUGCCUAACAGUCCGGUGUGUUCACACCAGCUUCGACCAUCACUCGAAGGAUGCUAAAACCUUCGAGCUGGAGGUGAUCGACAACGAGGAGUCAUCUGUCGGCAUUGUCGAUAUGGAGGAGUCGGCCACCACCGAAUUGCUGAUACAGCAGGAACUCCAAGACGAGAUCCUGAUGAAAAUGCAGCGCAAACGCGAGGAAUACGAGGAGCUGAUGAACCUGAUUGUCGAGCGUACCGAAAUGGCUUCCAAGAAGGCCAAUGAAAAUCUGAAGAUAAUCAUUCCGAAGACCCCCAAGGAAGUGCGACCAGUUCCGCCUGGCAUGGUACCCGACAUCUACGAGGAUUUCAUCAUUCGCGAGCAUAGUCAUUACGAGGAAUAUAUGGAAAAUUACUUCCAUCCGAAGAAAUUGGACAUUUUCCCUUACGAGAUAAACCUCAGGGAGCACAUCAUUGUCGGUGGAAUCUAUUCGUUGAUGUUCGUAGAGGCACCCGGUCAGACGCAGUUCCAGAAUUUCAACAUAGUACUUCACCAUGAUCGACGUGUGCUUCGCAUUAAUCCAGAUGUGGUUGUGGAUAUGCCGGGAAACGGGUCGACCGGGUCGUCCAAAUCGCUUGACCCCAGAGCAAACCUGAAUGACAACGAGCAACCUUACUUCAUUGUCACAGUCAAGUUGCCGCCGGGUUUGUGCAAGUACGGCAAACCGAACGUGUGCUACUUCCUUACCGAGCCACAGAGGAUCUCAAAGGCGGCUGUUUCUAGUUUGAGGGCCAGCCUAUUCGAUAGCCGUCGUCUAUCGAGGGAGCCGUCCAGCGACAACAUAUCGACCAUCAGCAAUCGAUAUUCGUCCAUUAUCAAGUUGAUCACAAGGCAACCGAAAUACUUUCAGAGCGAUGAGAGGAACGACGCAAUGGACUUUGAACUGGAUAGACCCCUGGACAAGUGCGAGAUGAGGACCCUGACUACACACUGCUUGCCCCGUAUUAUCUCCUCCUUCAAGUUCCCCCUGGAAUUCAAUGACGGUGAAGUUACCGACACUAUUCGAAAGCGGACUAACUUGAUCAAACGCAAUGACACUACCGAAGUAUCAGAAAUGGCUCUGAAUGAAGGCGACUAUGACUAUAGUGUGCAGGAUCAGGCGGAAAGGAUGUUCCCUUGGUUUCCGGAUGUAUUGCCGGUACAAUUUAGCCCUGACGACAGCGGACCGUGCAACAAAGUAUUAGCAAGUGGUGUGGUCUGCGCCCUCGACGAAAUCAAGCGGCAAUACGAGGAGAAGCCGCUGGAAUUACUCCAGCAGGUGGAACCCGUAAGCAAAAAGGACAAGAAAAUGGAUCGUUCUGAUAACUCAGAGCGGCUGGAAUUUAAAACGGAUGGCAUUAACGGGCAGGAACCCAGAAAGGCCAAUUCUUUGACUACUGCAACAUUGCCAAAGGGACGCCGAUCGCUUCAAAAGCUGAAAAAGACUCCAUCCAUCAGUACUGCUAGUCCAGAGAUGGUUUUCACCUCCGGCAUGGUGAGCCACUGGACAAGCAAAUAUAUCAUGGAUGAGAGUUUUGAUCCCACAACCGAGACACUCACGUUUAAAACGGACCGCCUGGGGAUGUUCGGGUUGGCCUUCAAGCGCUACGAGCAUUUCCCCUUCAGGGAAUGGUGUCUCAAGGCGAACGAGGACAAUCCAGAUGAGGUAAUUUUCACCCUGAGCACCCACCACGUGAGCAUGUUCUUUUACAUCUCAUCCCAGGGCGUGCGUGGUUUCGUAACCGAUCUGACCACCGGAUAUAUCGCCAAUCCAUUAAAAUAUCUUGAGAUCAAGGAGCCUAUUUCCGACUUUCAUCAGCUCCGCCAGACUCUUGUGGACAAGAAUUUCAACAUCUUUGCAGAAACCGAUGCCAGCUUCUAUAUCUCAAAUGGUUACUUCUCCGUCAAGCAUUUGGCCUCUGAAAUUCACACCUACAAUACGAUGGCAUUGCACUGUAGGUCCAUGAAAUUCGAUCGAUCCAGCUGGAAUCGAUUGUCAGACCGUCGGGACAUCAUCAUGAACAUGAAAAUUGCCAAGGACACUUCAGAUUUCACCGCGGUGACGAUGCGAAUUACGCCGGAGAAGACUACCUUUGUCAAUGUCUCUGAGAUGUGUUCCGACAACGUUAACGACAUCAAGCUUAAGUAUGAGGAAACUUGGCGAAAUGUCAACAAUUAUGUUGACUUAAAUUCGGCAAUUCUUUCGAUUAAUCCCACUGCUCUGGAUACAUGUAAUAAAUCAACAAUGCUCUUUAUUUACAUCAAGAGGCUUUUGAGUGAGAUUCGACCAUUGAGCUACGCUUAGCUGUUCCAAAACUUUCUCCAUAAACUUUACAACGAUUCCUAUCCUCUCAAUAAAGUAUUAAAAAAU